UAUCCGGGCCCAGCUUCCGGCCUAGGGGCUCCGGGCUUCGGCCCUAGCCGGGCGCACGGGAGAGAUUCCAGGUCCCCACACCUUGAGUGGCCAGGUGGCCCCUGGUUUUCCUCGUUUUGAGUUUUCUUGCCCGACUGCCUGUAUUUUAUCUUUAACCUUUCCAAAGUAGGCAGGCUGUAUUCUGGGUUUUGUUGAUGUAGCUUAUGAAAGGCGCCGACUUCCUUCGUUCAGAAGAUCACGACCCAUUUAAAUUGGAUGGAGUCAUGUACUUUUUUUCUCUUUUUCCGUAAGGAGUCUAAAGUUCGGGUUGGUUUUCAGUAAAUUAAGGGAAUUUGAUAAAAAUAUUGAGCACAGCGGUCUAGCACCUUUUUAUAAUAAACUAAGGAGUCUCCAGGAAUAAAAGUUGUUAAACUUAACAGUGCUCUGGGGAAAAUCCAGUAGGGAGGGCAGGGAUGCCCAGUACCUGACGAAGUCUGGCACUUGUCCAUUAGCCUUGAUGAAACAAACACCAGUCCAAGGUCGAAAGUAUCAAGGCAACUGUUACACAUGGGAAAGUCUUUUUCUCAUUUGCCCUUACAUUCAAAUAAAGAAGAUGCUUUUGAUGGCGUCACAUCAACUGAAAAUAUGAGGAAUGGAUUGGUUAAUAGUGAAGUCCAUAAUGAAGAUGGAAGAAGUGGAGACGUCUCUCAGUUUCCAUAUGUGGAAUUUACAGGAAGAGAUAGUGUCACUUGCCCCACUUGUCAAGGAACAGGAAGAAUUCCUAGGGGACAAGAAAACCAACUGGUGGCAUUAAUUCCAUACAGUGAUCAGAGAUUAAGGCCAAGAAGAACAAAACUGUAUGUGAUGGCUUCUGUGUCUGUCUGUCUGCUUCUUUCUGGACUGGCUGUGUUUUUCCUUUUCCCUCGCUCUAUCGACGUGAAAUACAUUGGUGUAAAAUCGGCAUACGUCAGUUAUGAUGUUCAAAAGCAUACAAUAUAUUUAAAUAUCACGAACACACUAAAUAUAACGAACAAUAACUAUUAUUCUGUUGAAGUUGAAAACAUCACUGCACAAGUUCAGUUUUCAAAAACAGUUAUUGGAAAGGCACGCUUAAACAACAUUACCAAUAUUGGUCCAUUGGAUAUGAAACAGAUUGAUUAUACAGUACCUACUAUCAUAGCAGAGGAAAUGAGUUAUAUGUAUGAUUUCUGUACACUGAUAUCCAUCAAAGUGCAUAACAUAGUACUCAUGAUGCAAGUUACUGUAACAACAACUUACUUUGGACACUCAGAACAGAUAUCCCAGGAGAGGUACCAGUACGUUGAUUGUGGAAGGAACACAACUUAUCAGUUGGGGCAGUCUGAAUAUCUAAAUGUACUUCAGCCACAACAGUGAAAACUGAGAGAUGCACCUGGAGAAGAAAUACCUAUUGAUAUUUUCCAAACUCUGAAGGAUGAGGUACUUACUUCCUGAUAGGAGAUCUUAAAUUGAACAACCUAAAGUUUACACUUCUGUUUUAAAAGUAGAGCUAAGAGUAUGUGGACUUGUAGGUUAUUACAACUCUCUACUCUGUGUUCAUGGUAUUUGUACCAGGAUCUUUUACUUGAAUCUAAAUUUACUGAUUGGUUUUCUUUGCUCCUGGUCCCCAAAGGGGAAAACUAAGAACUUCUCCUACAGGAUAAUAAAUAAUUAUUUAAAAUUCAUCGCUCUAAUCACUACUGAAAACAUAAUUGAUGAUUUGUGAUGAACAUAAUUAUGUGAUGAACAUAAUUUGAGAAACUUUAUUUCUGAAUGUCUUUAUAGAAAAUUACUGUGGGCCUAUUCAUGAAGACAUUUAAAGAGUAACCUUUUUUUUUUCCUGUUUUAUAAAUUCCCAUUGCUACUUGGUAGUAUUUCAGCUAUAUGCUAUUUUAGCUUUUAGCUAAAUGUUUUUAUUUUUUCAUUUUGAAAUCCUACUCAUUUGCAUGUUUUUGUCAGUCUUACUUCAAGCUAUUGCUUGCAUAACACUUAAUAAACCAAAAUAAUCUUUGCAAAAUUCUGUACCUAAAAUUUUUAAAAACCCCUAAAUAAUGUGUUUCACAUGUCUUUCCAUGUUAGUUAUAGUUGUAUGAAAUUUUUAUGUAAUCUUCAAACAUAAUCAUUUAAUGUACAGUAUUGUAAAUAAAUUCUGCAUGGCUUUUAUGUAGCUUUAACAAACGUCAAAUAAAGUGGUACAGAUUUAAAAUAUAGUAAGUUGCUCAUAAAAAUUUUAAAAAAAAGGAAAAUGAUAUUCAGAAACCUCUAGAAUGUAUGUUUCCAAUUACAUAUUAGAUCAGGCAUAACAUAGAUUUGAAAUAAAAUAUUUUGAUGCUCCACUUUUUUUAAUGUUGCUUUUCAUACUAAAGAAUUAUGAAUACACUUACUUUUCACAACUGUUAGGUACCCAAAUCAUCAAUUUUAUGAAUGUUUCAGAGGAGGAAGUUAUUUCUUUGGUAAAAUUAUCCAAGAAAUCCUGUUAUUAAAUUACAGUGGCUAUAGCAAAAUAAAACCUAUAUUAUGCUUUUAAAAAUUUAAUUACUUUGCACAUCAUGGAUAUCAUGCCCCUAGCAGUUACAUUUUUAAAGGUUUCUACUUUUAGUUUGGAUUUUAUUUAAAAUUGUUUUCAAGUGUAAAUUAUUGACUUAUUCAUUUUGCUAUUUUAUAUUUUUAAUACCAUUUUGCAUUUGGGCUUUUUGCCUUUUUGCUUACCACGUUCUGAGUACCUUUUAAAUACCUACCACUGAGCAUAGGGGCUGACUAUGAUACCAAAAACAGUAAGUGGCUUGAGAGUAGUUUCCUAUGUUCCUUAGUGACAGAGAUCAGGUUACCCCUCUCCCUACUCCCAAAGUGCCUAACAUGGGUCUGAAACAUUCUUAUUUAUAAGUCUGACUCUCUCAACUGUAGAACAUGAGCUUUAUUUAAUUAGUUAGAGCUAAUGAAGCCCUCCUUUCUGCCUUUAAACCUACUCAGGUUUCCCCUUACUUAGCUUUCAUAUUACUUUCUCUAAGUUUUCCUCAGUGAACAUUUAAAUGGGUGAAAUGCACUAACUUCUUUUUUUUUUUUUAAACUACUUAGUCUUCCCUUAAUCCAUUGCUAACUCAUCCAUCCUUACUAUUAAACUAAAAUCACCCCUUUAAAUUUGUUAUGGAUUUUGUAGUCCAACCCAAUCUUUAAUAUUUUUUCUAUGUUUUUUGACUACUCCCCUUCUCCUUGAAAUUGCACUUUUCUAAUGUGUGUGUUCUAUUUGUAUUUUUCAUAUCAUUCUCAUUUCAUUUUUUCUCAUUCUCCUAUCUUUUGAUAUCUUUUAAUGAGUAGUAUCCAGACCCUCUUCUGCCUCAAAAUUUCUACUCCUGUAUCUUCAACAAUCACCUAUAUUAGGGCUUCCAGCUCUGUUUCUACAUACCUGACCAGUAACCUAUCUAGUUUCUCAUUUAGCUAAUGACUUAGAGAUAACAGUAUUUCAGUGACUGUGUAAAAAUCAAACAAUGUUAAAAAAUUUUUUAUCGUGUUUUGUUCUCACCUGCCCUUAUGUCCCAUUUCUUCAAAAUCAUCCUUCAGAUAUGCCUCCUUCAAAAAUCAAUCCUGAUUUAUUUUCCUGCUUUGUAUCUUUUAACCUCGGAAAACUAUAUAGUGUAAAUUAAAUGGACUUUUCUGUUGAUGUGUAGCUUUAAUAUCCUUUUAGAGUGCAUGCAGAGUAUCUGCUGAAGAGUCAGAAAAGUGAGAGAACAUUUGCUUUUACUGACUUAGUUUUGAAUUUUUUUAUUCAUUCUUUAAAUUAAAAACUCUUUAUUACACCCACUUUCUGUGGAGUUCAAGUGAGAAAAAAACUGGAAUUUAAAAUAAGUUAAAAAAAAACCAGUAGUAGAAAAAUAAAGAUCACCUGUGACUACUUUCAAAGAGGGUUAAGUAACUGCCAGAAGAACCCUAGAGCAAAGCAGGCUGUAAAUUAACAAAACUACAAAAGCACAUUAAGGUGAAGCAGACUUAUAGCCAUUAAAAAAAAAAUCUGGAAAGGAUGGAUGAGGCUUUAACUUUUCUUAGGUCAUUGUCCAGUGCAGUUUCUUAUGUGGUAAUAGGAUUUUUUAAAAACGGCUCUCACACCUUAUUCAGAAGAUGUGGUAAAGAUGUUACAAUUUUUUUUUUCUGAUAAUUCCAAGAAUAAAUUUCUCGUAAAUUGCACCUUAAAUAGACUGGUCAUUCUAACCAAAUCUAAUACGUAACCAGCCUACAUGUUUUCAUAUUACAUUUAUAUAGCACCGUGCCCUUUCAGAAUUCUUUCAUAUGUGUUUCUCAUAUCAUUUGCCAUAGUCCUGUGAGUCAGAAAAGGAGGGUAGUAGGAUCCUCCUCUUUUAGAAAAGGAAAAAGAGGCAUGGAGAAGUUGAGGGACUUGCUGAAGAUCUCAUAUUUAGUAAAUAGUUUAACUGAGGCCAGACCUAGUUUUCCUGUCACCCAUAUCUGUGCUCUGUCACUUAAAAUGCCCAUUGGAAAGCCCUGUUGACUCAGGUUAGUAUAAAUAAAAAUUAGAGAAAACGUUCACGUAGGUAAUGGUGACAAUCAGAAUAAUACUGAUGGACUAAGAUUUUGGGUAUCUUGAAACUGGUACCUUAAAUGUUUUAAAUGGGAAAUGUAAAAUAUUUUGGAGCAUGAUCUGUAGAUUAAUUUUCUGUUAAAAUUUAGUACUCUGUGAUCAUUCCAAUUAAGAUAAUAGAUAUGUUUCAGAGUAGACUAAUUAUAAAUAAUAGAGAUUAGUGGAUUGAGAUUUGAAACAGUUAACAGUUUGAAAAUAAGAGAUAACAGAUAAACUGCUUGAAAUUUCUAAAUAACCAUCUUUACUGUACUACAUAACAUGUAAAUGGCUGUGGUUUUAUUUGUGUUCAUUUUUUCCAUGCUUUUUUUGUUUGUUUAAGCCAAUGAGGUAAUUAUUUUCUCUAAGAAUUCAUGACAAGAAAAUAAAAUUCACUUCAGAUCUUCUGAAUUGUAGUCUGGGAAUAACACAGUGUGGUGUUCAAAUAGAUAGGAAGUGACUGCCAAAACACGAUAAAAGUAACUUAGGAGACUUCAAGUGUCAGCCUAAUGAAUCAUUUGUGGUUCUUAGCCUUAUCAUUAUUGCAGUAUAAUUCUGGAUGUUUAAUUGGAGGACACGUCCCCAACUUUCUCUCAUGCCAUUUUGUUUGUUUUUUAAAAGUUUUAAAAUAAACAAUUCUUUGUAUAAUGACUAUAUCUUAUUUAAGAAAAUGGUUUGUUAGGUACUUGACCCCAAAGUCACUGCUCAGUAUAGCUAAUAUUUAUUGGUUACUUACUGUGUCACAUACUGUACUGUACUAACCUUUCAUGUGCAUUAUCUUAUUAUCCCUCAGAAGAGUUCUUUAAGGUAGUUACUGUCAUUGGCCCCCCAUUUUAUCUCUGAGGAAAUUGAGUUUUAGAGAAGUUAAGAAGUAUGUAUAAGUUGGAAAGUGGCAGAUUAGAGAUUCAAAACAGGUCUGUUUGACUCAAGCAUCAUUGUUCUUAAAAUAAGCAUAUUUUCUUUCUAGCCUUUGAAAAUGUUUUAGUCAUAAAAAUGUAUUGGAUAUUGCACUUAAUAUAGAAGACUGAGGUUUUUGAUAGUAUUUUGAAGAAUACUAUUAAGAUGCUUUAUUAUUUUGUAGAUCCUUAAUAUAAAAAUGUUUAUCAUUUUUUUUAGCUAUUAAUACUUAUCUGUUAGAUGGAUUUUUUCUUUAUAAAAGAUAUAAAAAUUUAAAUUUACAAAUAUAUAUCAGGCUUCCUCGAUAGCAGUAUGAAUUGAAUUUCAAGUUAUUAGGUUGUAAGCCAAAGGUUACUCACCAGAAUGUCAUGAUUUUUAGCUCAUAACAUCUGGAAACAGUAACUACUUGGCUCAAAUACAUCUAAGAAGAAUUAAUUUUAUUUCUCUCUCUUUUUUGUAAUAUCAGAUUUUAAAUGAGAUGUUAAAAUAUUUUAAGGAAAAAAUGUUUGAGAGGAUGGGAUAAAAAGACUGAAACAUUAUUUCUUUAAAAAAUGUAUUUUUACAUGAAAACAAGAUAUAUUUGCAAUGUGUUCAAUCAAAAUAUUCACUUCUGUAUCCCAGAUCUACAUAUUUCAAAGUAAAAAUGUUCACUUGUCAGCUGAAAUUCCUGAUUAGAACUAAUAUUUGUUUAUUUUUGUGCUUAGAAUGUAAAUUUCACAGUGGAUUUUUUUUAAAUUUACCUUUAAUUUGGAUAAAAGCAAGUGAUAUAUUUAUAUACUACAGGGAUAAAAAUGGUAAUUUUCAUUUUUUAAAAAACUACCAAUGUGAUUAUAUUUUUAGUUCUUUUUACUCAUGUUUAGCACAGGCUUUAAAUUAAAAAAUACACUAUAGGCUGUAUUGACCCAAAAAGUAUUCCAUAAAUUAAUUUAACAAAUAUAUGGCAAGUUUUUCAUAGCUAUAGCUAAUUCUUCUAGAAGGAAGUUGUUGCCUUCUGUUUAAUUACAUUAAUUGAAAUGUGUUUAAGAGAAAUGUUUUCAGCAUAUUUUGUAUACUGAAAAAAAAAAAUAGGGUUAGUAUUGGGCCAAUGGCCAAGAGGUAACGUUACUACCUUGUAGACUGUUACAGUUCAAAUUGUCCCACUUCCCCCAGAAUUUUAGAAACUAGAAGUCUGGGAGAUGCUGUAUCAGCUGUACUCUGGUGAUUCUAAAUGCUGUAAGUACUGUUCAUCUUCUGUUAUUGUGUGAGAUGGGAAAAAAUGCCAGAUUGCAAAAGAUGCAUAAUUUCAUUGUAUAAUGGUUUGUUUUAGGCAUAAAAUAUCAGCAAGUCUUGUCUUGUGUGUUUUGUCUUAUAUUUCCUCAUAGAACUAAAUUAAGUAAGAUUUUGGGAAAUGAUUUUAAAUGCUUUCCGAGUUGACGUGCUUGGUCAGAUAUUUGAGUGAUGGCAUUGCUGAGUAGACUCUAACCCAUGAUUCUAGUUGUGGAAUAAAGAAUAACGUAGAGCGUGAGACUAUGUUUGGGCACUUACUCUUUGUUUAUGUUAGGUAUUACCCUCCAUCAUAACAUACUUAUUAUAUUUCCAAGUUGGGCAGUUCUGUAAUUAUAACUAUUGUUGCUGUACCUGUAACAAAACAUGCUUAUGAUAGUAAAAUGAAUAGAAGUGCCCCCAAAUACUAUUUUUUUAAUUCACUUGUAACUGUUCCUCUUAUAAUUGUGUAUGACAGAAUCAAAUUUGUAAAACUUCUAGCAUGAAAAAUAAAAUUUGUAUCAGUCAA
Balaenoptera acutorostrata (minke whale) is the source of this 7229-nucleotide messenger RNA. RefSeq names its product transmembrane protein 106B (gene TMEM106B). The record is from RefSeq and is a predicted model, not a curated record. The coding region runs from base 547 to 1374 and encodes 275 amino acids. Gene Ontology annotation, cellular component: lysosomal membrane. NCBI's taxonomy places the organism in Eukaryota, Metazoa, Chordata, Mammalia, Artiodactyla, Balaenopteridae. The transcript is spliced from 8 exons. Gene Ontology annotation, biological process: dendrite morphogenesis; lysosomal transport; lysosome organization.